GCUGCCAUGGCGACCCAGGGGGACCCAGAGGAGGAGCAGGUGGUCCCAAGCGAGGAGGAUGAAGCAGACGUCAGGGCGGUGCAGGCCCGGUACCUGCGGAGCCCCUCUCCCAGCCAGCACUCCAUGGGCUCCGAGGCGGAGACAGAGAGCAUUUUCAUGGAGCCCAUUCACCUCUCGUCAGCUGUUGCUGCCAAGCAGAUCAUCAAUGAAGAAUUCAAGCCACGGGGGCUGAAGGCAGAUGCAGAAUGCCAGGGCAUGCUGGAGUCUGCAGAGCAGCUGCUGGUGGAGGACCUGUACAACCGCGUCAGGGACAAGAUGGAUGACACCAGCCUGUACAACACACCCUGCGUCAUGGACCUGCAGCGGGCCCUGGUACAGGACCACCGAGAGACCCCCUGGAAUGAGGUGGAUGAGGUCUGGCCCAAUGUCUUCAUAGCUGAGAAGAGCGUGGCUGUGAACAAGGGGAGGCUCAAACGACUGGGAAUCACGCACAUCCUGAAUGCUGCCCAUGGCACCGGCGUCUACACAGGCCCCGAAUUCUACACUGGCCUGCAGAUCCAGUACCUGGGUGUGGAAGUGGAUGACUUCCCCGAGGUGGACAUCUCCCAGCACUUCCGGAAAGCUGCCGAGUUCCUCGAUGAGGCCCUGCUGACCUACCGGGGGAAGGUCCUGGUCAGCAGCGAGAUGGGCAUCAGUCGCUCGGCCGUGCUGGUGGUGGCCUACCUGAUGAUCUUCCACGACAUGGCCGUCCUGGACGCACUGCUGACUGUGCGCAGGAAGCGGGCCGUGUGUCCCAACGAAGGUUUCCUGAAGCAGCUGCGGGAGCUCAAUGAGAAGCUGAUGGAGGAGCGGGACGAGGACUACCAUGACGAGGAGGACGUGGCUGAGGAGGGUGAGGCCACCGGGAGCACGCUGGGGGCCCGAGUGCAGACCCUCACGGUGGAAGAGGACGAUGACCUCACCAGCGUCCUGAGCGGCUCCUCCCUGGGCCAGGCCAGCCGGGCCUCCAAGCAGCCCACCCUCAUUGACGAAGAGGAGGAAGAGAAGCUGUACGCCGCCUGGAAAAGGGGGCAGAGCCCGGGAGCAAGCCAGGGAGGGGAGCAGCCCCAGGACGGGGAUGGGGAGGACGGGGACGUGGAGAGGGUCAUCCAGGAGUGGCAGAGCCGGAAUGAGAGGUACCAAGCACAGGGGCACAGGCAGCAGUGGGACAGGGAAGAGGAGGAGGAGAACGAGGCAGGCAGAAGACGCAGGCACACACUGAGCGAGAGCAGCACGAGCGAGAGCCUGCACGUGCUGAAGCAGCAGCUGCAGAGGAGCAGCCAGGGCACAGGUGCCAGGCGCCGCUCCGACUCCGUGUCCACCGACAGCACCUGGGAUGUGUGGAACGAGCGCCUGCAGGAAAUCGAGCAGGAAGCUUCCCGCAGCUACCAGCGCCGGAGCCGGAGGGAACAGAGUGCCAGCGACUGGGAGGCAGGCAGCAGCAGCAGGAUGCGGGAGGAUGAUGAGCAGAGCGUGUGCUCCGAGGCCAGCUCCUUCUAUAAUUUCUGCAGCAGAAACAAGGACAAGCUCACCGCCCUGGAGAGAUGGAAGAUCAAGAGAAUCCAAUUUGGAUUUCACAAGAAAGACUCGGAGGCGGGAGACAGCAGCAGCGAACAGGGAGCGCAGGAAGCAGAGGGGGCGAGGCAGCCGUCUGAUGUGGACCUCACAGCCUACCAGGCUUGGAAGCUGAAACAUCAGAAACAGGUAGGCAAUGAGAACAAGGAGGAGGUGGUGGCGCUCAGCAAGGGAGAGGACUCAGUCCUGGCCAAGAAGAGGCAACGAAGGCUGGAGCUGCUGGAGAGAAGCAAGCAGACGCUAGAGGAGAGUCAGUCCCUGGGCAGCUGGGAGGCAGACAGCUCCGCAGCGAGCGGCAGCAUCCCGCUGUCCGCCUUCUGGUCGGCAGCGCCCUCCGUCAGCGCUGAUGGCGACACAGCAUCAGUCCUCAGCGCACAGAGCCUCCGCUCCCACCUGUCCCAGGCCUCCAACCCCACCACACCCCUGCCUAACCUGCCGCUGGGGCCCGGAGACACUAUUUCCAUCGCCAGUAUCCAGAACUGGAUCGCCAAUGUGGUGAGCGAGACCCUCGCUCAGAAGCAAAAUGAGAUGCUGCUACUGUCCCGCUCGCCAUCCGUGGCCAGCUUGAAAGCAACGCCAGUGGCCGGCUGCCUGGGGGAUGACCAAGUGUCCAUGCUCAGUGGACAGAGCAGCUCUUCCCUGGGUGCCCGUGUCCCGCUCCAGAGCCAGGCCACAGCCAGCUGCGACACACAGUCGGUUCUGUCCUCCAGCUCUGCACGGGGCCCCAGGGCAGAGGGCCCUGGGGGAAGAGUGAGGGGGACCAGCAAGCCCAUCUACAGCCUCUUCGCUGAUGAUGUGAACCUAAAGGAGCUGGACCGGAAGGAGAAGGAGAUGCAAAUGGAGCUGAGGGAAAAGAUGUCUGGGUACAAAAUGGAGAAGCUAGCCUCCGACAACAAACGCAGCUCCCUUUUCAAAAAGAAGAAGGUCAAGGAGGAUGAUGAGCUCGAUGGCCUGGGAGACAGGGAUGAGGACACAGAUAGUGCCAUCGGGAGCUUCCGAAACUUUUCCCGCAGUAACUCCCAAAAGCCCGAGACGGACACCACGUCCUCCCUGGCUGCUUCCCAUCACAGAGAGGAGGUCAGCAGAGCCGGCAGAGAGGUGGAUGGCAGCAUCAACAGGUGGCUCAGCGGCCUCAGGACAGAGGACAAGUCCCCUCCCCAGAGCGACUGGUCAGGCAGCUCCCGGGGCAAGUACACCAGAUCAUCUCUGUUCCGUGAGACCGAGUCUAAGUCCUCCAGUUACCAGUUCUCCAAAUCCCAGUCCCAGGAGCAGGACACCUCCUCCUACCAUGAGGCCAACGGCAGCUCAGUGAGAAGCUCCUCGCGGUUCUCCACCUCCUCCACCAAGGAGGGCAGGGAGACGCACAAGUUCUCCAGGUCCACGUUCAGCGAGACCUCGAGCUCCCGAGAGGAGAGCCCAGAGCCCUACUUCUUCCGCAGAACCCCCGAGCCCUGCGAGGGCGAUGAGUCCCCGGAGCUGCUGCGCCCCAACUGGGCCAGACCCAGGGGAGACUGGGAAGACGUGGAAGAGUCCUCUAAAUCGGAUUUCUCCGAGUUUGGGGCCAAAAGGAAAUUUACCCAGAGCUUCAUGAGGUCUGACGAGGAGGGAGAGAAGGAGCGAAGAGAGAACAGAGAGGAAGGGAAGUUUGCCUCCGGGCGGCGGUCUCAGUAUCGGAAAAGCACCGACAGGGAGGAAGAGGAAGAAAUGGACGAUGAGGCCAUUAUUGCCGCUUGGAGACGGCGGCAGGAAGAAACCAAGACAAAGUUGCAGAGGAGGCGGGAGAACUGAGCCCGGCCUCGCUCCGGGGACCCCUGAGGACCCCGGGA
Messenger RNA from Ochotona curzoniae (black-lipped pika), 3440 nucleotides. It is a transcript of the gene STYXL2, whose product is annotated as serine/threonine/tyrosine interacting like 2. Lineage: Eukaryota; Metazoa; Chordata; Mammalia; Lagomorpha; Ochotonidae. Gene Ontology annotation, molecular function: protein tyrosine/serine/threonine phosphatase activity; MAP kinase phosphatase activity. Gene Ontology annotation, cellular component: cytoplasm. Gene Ontology annotation, biological process: negative regulation of MAPK cascade; protein dephosphorylation. The record is from RefSeq and is a predicted model, not a curated record. The coding region runs from base 7 to 3402 and encodes 1131 amino acids. The transcript is spliced from 5 exons.